Amoebophrya sp. A25 is the source of this 453-nucleotide messenger RNA. NCBI's taxonomy places the organism in Eukaryota, Dinophyceae, Syndiniales, Amoebophryaceae. The record is from the annotation of a GenBank genome assembly.
CUAGCAGGGCCUGCUGUGUGUAUGGAUUGAGUGAUACAACUGAUUGAGGAAGACUACAAAACGUGUCAGUUUGGGGAGGAUCGAGGGUCGACAUUCUUGGAGCAACUGCAACAUCGACAUCCUCAAUCAGUGAUAGCAUUCUUCAUAGACUUGAGGAGAGCAGUGCCGAAGCCGACGCCGAUAGUUCGAUCUUCACGUGCAGUUGCGCAAGUGAGAACAAUUCUUCAUCACUUAAUGAAGGCUCCUGGUGUUGUACAUCGAGUCGUGACGGAGGUGCUGGUAGUGGUGGUGGUACGAAAGUGCAAAAAUGUGAAGAGCGACGUCGGGGUUGUGCAGUCGACGCGACUCCGCGGAGAUGUCCAGGGCUUAAUUUUAUCGUGUUAGACGACUCUGCACCACCUCCGCGAAGGCGAUCGCUUUCUGCUCCCAGCGCGAUGAUGAGUAUCGAUGCCU